This is a messenger RNA of Penicillium subrubescens, 1647 nucleotides long. RefSeq lists its product as uncharacterized. The record is from RefSeq and is a predicted model, not a curated record. Bases 1 to 1647 code for a protein of 548 amino acids. The transcript is spliced from 3 exons. NCBI's taxonomy places the organism in Eukaryota, Fungi, Ascomycota, Eurotiomycetes, Eurotiales, Aspergillaceae.
AUGCGUGUUCAUCUCCAUUGGUCUCGGGUCGCAAGUCUUGGCCUGCUAGGUGCCAGCCUGGUGCAGUCAGCAGAGCUGAGCAAGCAAUCCAAGCAACUCUUUGACCAGUCAAUGACACUGCUGGACGAUAUUUAUGACUCUGAUGCUUCUUAUUUGAAUUAUUUUUAUUUUCCCUUGGCGGCGGGAGCACACGAGACUCGAUCCACUGUUUGGUAUUCUGUUGGACUGCUUCAACGUAACCAGGGCACCGACCGGGAUGAAGCUGUUAAGAUUUUGAAAAAUGUGAUUGGUGGCCAGGAAAAAAAUGAGUCGGUGUUGUGGUUUGGUGAUUAUACGGUGUAUCCUGAGCAGCCAACGGUUGGAAGCCCUGCAUAUGACCCCGUGAUCUAUAAUUCAUGGGAUCCAAACUGGAGAGGCUUCAUCGGCACCGCGCUAAUCCUCAUCUACGAGGAAUUCGGCAAUCUUUUGCCCGCAGACGUAAAAGACCUAGUCAUCGAGAGCCUAUACAACAACACCGUCGGCGACAGCUACCGCGUCGGCGGCGUUGACAACGAUAAUCUCUACCCGGCCUAUUCAAAUGCCUGGCUCAUGCGAACGGUAGUCACAUCCUGGACAGGUCACCAUUUGAAAAAUGCCAACAUGACAUCCGCCGGAGACACUGAUGCUCAGAAAUUCCUCGACCUCUUCGAUCGCAAUCACACCCUCUCCGAAUUCAACGGGCCAACCUAUGCAGGAGUCUCUCUCUAUGCGCUGACCAUCGCCGCAAAGUACCUUUCUCACUCUACAUCCGUUAUCGGACAGCACGCAGAGCGUGUUAUCCAGGAUAUCUGGGGCUAUGAGUCUCAACUGUGGAAUCCGAAUAUGCGAAACUUCGCCGGACCCUGGGAUCGCUCGUAUGGAUAUGAUAUGAAUAAAUACGUCGCUAUCAUGUCGAUCUGGAUCUGGUCUCUGAUCGGGAAGGAGCAUGUUUGGCAAACCAAAGCUCCAAUUUGGAGCAUGACCCAUGCAGAUGAUUUCGAAAUCUCGCCUAUCAUUGCUGUAUUGUCGAAUUUCCAUAAGAAACUCGUUCCGGACGCCGCUCUCAAGAGAUUAACCUCUUUCUCUGGUGAACAUACCUACCAUGGACACACUUAUGCGCCCCCGGCAGACUACGAGCCACGGAAUAUCACCACCUGGUUAUCAUCUAAUCUGACCAUCGGCACGGACUCGUUCAACCAGAGCAAUGUGGGCGGCUACUCAAAGGACUCUUCCUCCUUUUCGCCCUCAGUUGUACAAUGGAUUCGUCCCGGUGGAUCAGUCGGUUACUUCAAUCUCUAUCCGACCCAGACAGCCUUGCAGGCGGAAGUCAGCCCGUACGCACUCAAUCUGACUUAUCCACUGGGUAAUUCCUCGAGCACGUUUACAUUCGUUCUUGCUUCCAACCCACUUGGUUCGAAGCGGGAUAUUUCUGGUUUCGAAGAUGUCGAUGGUUUGAAGAUUGAGGUUGUCGGUGGAACUGUCAACCCUGUUCCUGAGAUUUCGUUCUGUGGUCUUGUUGGUGGGACUUGUGAUAUUAUCCAUAACUUUGAAUUUUGGAAUGUUACUUUCUCGAUGGAUGAGGGUAGCUCUGAUGUUCCGAGCAUUCAAUUCAAGUUCACUCUUCCUUAG